This is a messenger RNA of Postia placenta MAD-698-R-SB12, 1554 nucleotides long. RefSeq lists its product as hypothetical. The coding region runs from base 1 to 1554 and encodes 517 amino acids. Gene Ontology annotation, molecular function: acyltransferase activity, transferring groups other than amino-acyl groups. The record is from RefSeq and is a predicted model, not a curated record. The transcript has 11 exons. NCBI's taxonomy places the organism in Eukaryota, Fungi, Basidiomycota, Agaricomycetes, Polyporales, Adustoporiaceae.
AUGUACAGUCUGUCGACGACGCACAUCGCAUUGUCCCUCCACCAGAACCUCAUCGCGUUCUUUGAACAACACGCCGCUGAUGGCGGGUUGACCAUUCUGAACGAUCAAGGGAGUCCCCUUGUAUACACUCAGAUUGCAAUUGAAGUCAUCAACGACUCCAUAGUCUGCUGGAGAACGUGGGUUCUGUGGGGAAGAAGAUACAGCGUUAUCGCCAUUCCGGCAACGUGCAUCCUUGGAGGGGCAGCUUCGGGGAUAGGGCUUAUACGCGCGUUUGCUGUGUCCCCGGGCGGCGAAGAGGUCUACAAUGCCGACAUUACCCGGUGGUUUGAGGUAUUUGGUGCUUUGACGUUGGCGGCCAACAUUUACGCCGUCGUAGCAAUCUCGUAUAGGGCCUGGCAGAGCAUGCGAGCUCUCCGCGAGCUGGGUCCGAACGUUGUGAUUCAUGGAGGGAAGUAUUACGGAGCGCUACUGGUCGUGAUUGAGUCAGGAGUGCUGUACAGUGUUGCUCUGGUACAUACCAUUGUUCCCUCUGACCUUCUGCCGUCAUACCCGCUCAUGAUGCAGCCCACAAGACUGGCCUGGCGGCGUGGAGGCAGGCGCGGAAAUGGAAGCCGGACGAGCGUCGAUCUGGAGUCAACGAAAUCGUACCCGCUCCAACCUACCACAAUCUCCGCCGGACCAGCACAAAAUGCAUGGUACAAUCAAGACAUCUCCGGAACAAUUGGUAAUAGCUCUCUGCAAUUAGAAGGGUCGGCGAAGGCUGCCAAGCACCCAGAUGCAUAUGUACGGCUUGCUCGGCCUUCUGAGGUUCCUGCCAUAACACGAGUCCUCACCCGUGCGUUCGCAAAGGAUCCAGCGAUGAACUGGUAUGGCUGUGUGCCCGAGCUCGUGCCCGACUGCGAGUCUCAGACGCCAUCCGCGCAGCGGUCUAUGCGGAAUCUGAGCUGGUUCCAGAGUGCCAUACUCAAGUCCACCGUGCUUGUAAAGGGCCUUGUCACUGUGGUCGUCGUUCCGUCUGUAGAAGACGGGGAGGAUGCGGAACAAGAGUCUAACAGGGACACAGUCGAAGCAAGGGAGGAAGUGGUAGCUGUCGCGUUAUGGCUCCCACCUGGGAAGACACUCGAUAUGGGACCCGUGACAUUCCUGCGCUCUGGGAUCAUGAAGGUCAUUCAGGGAUGGGGGCUGACGGGGGCCAAGAGAGUGCUAUGGGACUUCUCUCCUGCUGUAGAGCGUACACUCGAGAAGGCAUUCAAAGCGCGCGGUCUUGAUCGGCUAGACUCAUGGCAUUUGUUCGAAAUGGUCGUGGAUCCCUCUCACCAAGGGCGAGGGUACUCGUCGCUCCUGAUGGAAGAGGGGUUCCGACGAACCUCACCCAAGCCGGUGCAUCUGGAGGCCACAACGGCGAAGAAUCGCGAUAUAUAUGCACAUUUCGGUUUUGAGGUUGAUGAGGAGCACCAGUUCGGUGUCGGUGCUGUGGACAAAGACGGCAUUAGAGCCCGCGGCAAAGCCGCGACAGGGUAUCCGGAGUGGGUUAUGACAAAGUGGUCUUCAUGA